Messenger RNA from Seminavis robusta, 699 nucleotides. Lineage: Eukaryota; Bacillariophyta; Bacillariophyceae; Naviculales; Naviculaceae. The record is from the annotation of a GenBank genome assembly.
AUGAAGCUUACCACUCUACUCGUUUUCUCUUCUUUCUUUACUGCAAGUGCCUUCGGCGUGAGCCCUCGCACUUCUGUUGCUAAGAGCCCUGGCGCCUUCAAGAAACCCGCCUUCCGCAAGGAUUCGGCUGCUACCAGCCCCCUCUUCCGCGACCCCACCGCCGUCCGAGGAGGAGCCGUUCCAGGAUGGGCCGCCUACAAUGAUCAGCUUGACAAGAACCCCUUGACCGCCAAGGCCUGCACAUCCUUGGUUGGUUGGGCCCUUGGUGACUUCCUUGCUCAGAUCUUCAUUAGUGGAGGACCAUUCGACAUGCAGCGUUUCAUCACCCUGUCUGUCUUCGGUUUCAUCUACCACGGUCCCUCUGGUCACUAUUUCUACAACUGGCUUGAUAGCAAGAUCCCCGGAACUGAAGCUAAGGAUGUUGCGCUCAAGGUUGCCAUUGAUCAGAUCUGCUGGUGCCCCAUCUUCAUGAGUGUGUUCUUCUUCUACCUUGGAUUGGUCAACGGAGAUUCCCUCUCCACCAUUGGAAGCAAGAUCAAGAACGACCUUCUUAGUGCCUGCCAAGGAUCCUGGAAGGUCUGGCCCAUUGUGCAUGCAGUGAACUUCAAGUUCAUCUCCACAAAGCACCGUCUUGUCUUCAUCAACAGUGUCCAGGUUGCCUUCAACAUGUUCCUUUCCCUCAUUGGAACAAAGAAAUAG